UUUUCUACCCCCUUUCGAUACCUUUUGCACUAUCGCAGCAGCCCGUCGUUGCAGUCGGGGUCAGUGCAUCUGUGAUUUUGCACCACAUUGGCACGAAACGGCAAACCAGCACCACCAGCAAGCCAUUCCACAUUUCCGUCGGCGUGUUUCCUCCCGCUGCGCGAGAGUAAUGUAAACCCCCACUGUCGACGGUGCAGCGCAAAGGGGAGGAAAUGUUGCUAGGGGGCCGCAGGAAAACGGAAACAUGGGUGCACAGCUUUUCGGUGGGCAGUGAAACGCGCAAGUACAAGGGCUUCACCAUCUAUCGCAUCACGUCCAUUGUAUUUCCACGGUCCCAUCCAGAGGGUUUGACGCGCGUCACCUUAUGGAAGCGGUUCAGCGAGGUGAAAAAGCUGCACAAGGAGCUCGUCCGGCGGCACCGUGAGCGUCACCUGCCAGGCACUGUGCCGACCCUGGCCGACCAGUCCUACUUCAAGCGGUUCGAUCCGGCAGUCAUCGAGGAGCGGAAACGGUACAUCCUGCAGCUGCUGGAGUUUGCCGGCCAGGAACCGCUGCUGUACCGUUCGCAUGCUUUCCUGAACUUCUUCACCCGCGGUAUAGCGGUGCCGGAAAAGGAGGCCGGCAACGACGAGCCGGUGGAAGAGCGUGGCGCGGGCAAGCGGCCAAACGGCACGGGCGGCGAUGGAGGCGGCAAUAUAGAGACAAUAAGGAAGCAGCUCGGGAUCGGACAGCAGGACGAGCUGAGCCUGAUCGAUCCGAGCCGAGACGACCGGGAUGGGCAGGAUGGAUCGACGGGUACGGACGGUUCGUGUACGAGCGGAGACGAGGAGGUGGACGAAGCGGACGCAAUCGAUUGUCAGUCUGGAGCACCCGCGCCCAGCAGGGAAGGCUCACUGAUCGAUUCAAUGAUAUCCGAAACGGGCUCGAUGGAAACGGGCCGUGCGGAAACCAUGGCAACGGAGGACUAUCUCGUAGCCGCCGGGAUGGUGUUCAGCAAGGCGGUCGAGGCGGAAGCGAACGGUGACUAUGAGCGCGCGUUCGAGCAGUACAAGGCAGGCAUCGAUCGGUUGCUGAGCGGCGCCAAGGACGACACGAACGAGACGCGCCGCAAAAUAGCCAAGGAGAAGAGCUGCAAGUACGUCGCGAAGGCGGAGGAGAUCUACGAACGAUUUCUGGAGGAGCAGUCGCUGGGUUCGUGCCCAGCGGACGAUCGGUUGAUGGGGCCACUCACGUACGACGAUCCGAGCUCGCCGAUCCAGCUGCUCGAGCGGCCACUGAACUACCUAUCCCGCUACAAGGUGGUGAAGGUGAUCGGCACGGUCAUGCAGGUGCAGGACGUGACGGACAAGAAGUUCUACAUCAUGAAGAGCAUCCGCCGGCCAGUAGCCCCCGGUGGCGGUGGGCUACCGUUCCCGAGUGCGGCCGUCUUCCCGCCGGACGUGCCUUACAUGGUGCCGCUCAUUGCCUACUUCCAAGCAACGGACGGAGGCAUCUUUCUGCUGCUGCGGCUCGUCUGUGCCGGCAAGCUGUGGGAUUUCAUCCGAUCGUACCGGAAGCCGGAAAGCUACUGUCCUUCGCCGGUGGAAAAUGAUUGCACGGUGGAGGAAUCGGACGGGGAGGGAGGUGGAAAUGAAGUGGAGAGUAAGCAGGGCAAAGGGAGCGAAACUGAUGGUGCGCAGCGGCGGGUUGAACCCAAUUGUUCCGGUUAUGAUUCCGGGUUCUUGGAGUUGGUAAACGAAUACAGCAACGGUGGUGGUGGUGGCGGAGUUGAAGCCAGCGAUGGAAACUCACCGAGCGCUGCUGACCAGAACGAUGGCACGGAUGAGGUAGCCGAGGAAGUGCUGCCGGACGAGGAGGAGGAAGAGAACGGGCCGGUCGGGAAGCCGGAUGAAGAGCCGGAGCUCGUGAUUCCCUCGUUCGAUGCACUUUCGAAGGACAUGGACGUUCGGGAGUUGCUCUCCUGCAGCCAGCGCCUACUGAAAGCCGUCACACAAACGUUGGAAGAAUCGGACGAACAUUCCAAUAGCUCCGCCCAGAUCUCGGCCGUUCCGGCCAGCAGCCUCGAAACGGCAGCGGCAGCCGCCCCUGGCGAAGGUGGGCAAGAAAGUAGAAAAUCUCAUUCUAGUCAAUUAGGUUUAGCGAGAAUGUCAAGUAUUAGCCAGCCGGUGGACGAGCUGACGCCCGAUCUUCUACCGGAGGGUAGCGUUCGUCGGUGGAUCAGCGAGCUAGUGAUUGCGGUCGAUAGUUUACACUUUAAUGGAAUUGUUUGUGGUGAUCUCACAAUGGAUAAUCUCUUGCUCGGCCCGGAAGGCCAGCUAAUGCUGACGUACUUCCAUCGGCGGGGUGAAUCGUACUUCUGCCAGCCGGGCGGUGCCCAUCCCGUUGCACCGAAGCAGUCGGCGAUCAGGGCACUGUACGUGGCCCCGGAACGGCCACUCGAGCCCAGGUCGGACUUCUGGUCGAUCGGCGUGAUCAUGUUCGAGAUGCUGACCAAGCGCAAGUUCGUAUCGUGCCAUCCGUCCGGCGUGUUCUGCUACCACGAGGUCCAGUAUCCCGAGGGCGUGGAGCUGUCGAUGGAGGCACGGGAGCUGCUGGAGGGUCUACUUCAGCCGGACGUGGAACGGCGGUUAGAUUUUAAGCAAAUCAUAGCGAGCGCGUUCUUUCGCACCGUCGACUGGAGUGAGGUGAAGCGACGCGGAGUUUCAGCGAACCAUCCGUAACGGACGGGGUAUCCGAGGGAAGAGAUAGGAGUCCAAGUCGCAGAACAAAUAGCGCUAACCAAUCUACCGUAGAGAGUGUUUGUGUGUAUGUUUAUACGUAAUAUGUGGAACAGCAGUAGAGUGUGGGAAGG
Molecule: messenger RNA, 2851 nt
Organism: Anopheles arabiensis
Lineage: Eukaryota; Metazoa; Arthropoda; Insecta; Diptera; Culicidae
Product: ribosomal protein S6 kinase delta-1
Exons: 3
Coding region: 213-2720 (835 amino acids)
Biological process (GO): protein phosphorylation
Molecular function (GO): ATP binding; phosphatidylinositol binding; protein kinase activity
Source: RefSeq, a predicted model, not a curated record